AUGGACCCGGUCAGGUCGGCGGAACUUAGGGCGCAGCUUAAGGAGCUGAAGGCGGAGCUGAAGGAACUUAGGGCAGCCAAGGUCACCAACGGUGUCCCCUCCGAGCUCCGCGCUUUUCUCGCGGAGGUGGCGAAGAAGCAAAGGGCGGCGCUGCGGGAGGCGUACAACAACCGCGAACCAUUCAUCCUCCGUCUCAACUCCCGCCAUGCUCCCAACACCACCUUUUUCGCCGGAUUUGAGGAAAGUUUCGGCCGGCGCUCCCAUGAGAAACCCAACGCGCUGGGGGCGCCGGCGCUACCUUUUCACGUGCAAACCCCUCUCUCUCUCUCCUCUCUUUCCACCUACCCCACCCCGUCGCCCACCUUCCACCGCUGCCUCCUACUCCUCCUCUGCCCCGGCCUCCCACGCACGCCAUGGCGGCCCCGCCUCGCCUCCGCGUCCGCCCCCGCGCUCUCCCGCCUCUCCAAGCCCCCUGCAUCUCCAAGCCUCCGCCCCGCGUUCUCCAGCUCCGCCUCCCCCGCGGAUCAGCCGGCGGCGGCAGCGGGCGCCGCUGCAGCCGAGAAGGGCGAGGCCCGGGGCGCCACUGCAGCCUGGACCUCCUCCUCUACCCCGGUCUCCCGUCGCAGUCGGCCGCACAACCAGGCCGCGCAGGUGCAUGGCUCGCGCCGUCCUGAGCGCUACCAUGCGCGCGCUGUCGCACAUCGGCAUGACCCGCCUCGGCUGCCUCUUCUCCGUCGAGGUGGCGGCGGCGCAGGGCUUCCCGUCGUCCAUGGACGGGCUCCGCCUACUGCAGCGGCGGGGGCGCUGGCGAACUUCGAGCCCCGCCCGUUCCUGCUGUCCGUGGUCGCCGUGGACGCGCCGGAGCUGGACCUUGGCCAGAGCACGGUGGACUUGAGCGCCCUCGUGAAGGAGUCCACGGAGAAGAGCCAGCAAGGGGAGCGCGUCCGGCAGUGGCAGACGGCGUUCUUGCUCGCCGGCAAGGCCAAGGGCGGGGAGCUCGUCGUCACGCUCGCUUUCCAGAUCAUGGAGGACGGUGGCGGCGGGCUCUACAGCCAGCCGGCCACCAAGACUGCUGCCCCUCCUUGUCCCUCGCCUUGGCCGCCAGCCUGAGCUCCUGCAGCGCGGCGGGGAGCCUGGACCUCUUGCUCCUCUUCUUCUUCAUGGCGUCGCUCCGGCACAAUGAGGCGGCCUGGACCUCCUCCUCUGCCCCGGGGCCUCCUCGACAUCGUCACCGGCCCGGCUGCUUCC
This is a messenger RNA of Aegilops tauschii subsp. strangulata, 1248 nucleotides long. NCBI's taxonomy places the organism in Eukaryota, Viridiplantae, Streptophyta, Magnoliopsida, Poales, Poaceae. The record is from RefSeq and is a predicted model, not a curated record.